This is a messenger RNA of Cutaneotrichosporon cavernicola, 495 nucleotides long. RefSeq lists its product as uncharacterized. The coding region runs from base 1 to 495 and encodes 164 amino acids. NCBI's taxonomy places the organism in Eukaryota, Fungi, Basidiomycota, Tremellomycetes, Trichosporonales, Trichosporonaceae. The transcript is spliced from 4 exons. Gene Ontology annotation, molecular function: zinc ion binding. The record is from RefSeq and is a predicted model, not a curated record.
AUGGUCAAACUCCUCGUCCAGAUUGGAAUGGAGCGCGAGGGCGUGACGGACAUUGUCCCCGAGGACGGGUACGAGUUCUUCUUCAAUGUAACAUGCACCUCGUGCCGUGAGGAACACCCCAAGGCCAUCUCGUUCAACCAGACCGAGGUACACGAGCUGAGUGGAUCGCGCGGUAGCGCAAACUUUGUUUGGCGCUGUGGCAACUGCAAGCGUGAACAAAGUUGUUCCUUUGCCCCACCUGUGGCAAAGAGCAUUGCUCCCCUCCCUUACUCUGCGGAGAACGGGCAGCUCGCCCCGUUCGUUGCGCUCGACUGCCGCGGCCUAGAGGUCACAAAGUUCCACUUUAGGGGUACGUGGAAGGCUGUUGGCGAGGAGAGUGGGGCCAAGUUUGAGGUCGACCUGGAUGAAGGUGAGGAUAGGUGGGACGAUUAUGAUGAGGGCGCAGGAGUGCCCGUGUCGAUUAGCGAGUUCCGGAGCGAGGUUAGGCGCGCUUAG